UUUCGUAACGUGGGCCAUGAAACCGGAUACUCGAGAGUCGCCGGAGUGUCCUUGCUUCUUCUAUCAGUUGUUCUGCUUCUCCUUUAGAAAUUAGGGUUUUGGAGGAAGACGAAUUCACUUCUUUUCACCGUGAAGCGAUGGCUUCUUUGUUCAAGGAGCAAGCGAAGCUCUCGGCUUAUCGAGAUAGAAGAUUUUCUGGAACACAAGAGGAGUUUGAUGAGGCGUUAAGGGCAUCUACAACGGUUUACAUUGGCAAUGUGUCUUUCUACACUACUGAAGAACAGCUUUACGAGCUUUUCUCUAGAGCAGGAGAAAUCAAAAAGAUCAUCAUGGGUUUGGAUAAGAACACUAAAACACCUUGUGGCUUUUGUUUCGUCUUGUUCUACUCGAGAGAGGAUACUGAAGAUGCAGUCAAGUAUAUAAGUGGGACUAUUCUGGAUGAUCGGCCUAUUCGUGUGGAUUUUGAUUGGGGGUUCCAAGAAGGAAGACAAUGGGGACGUGGUAGAAGCGGUGGCCAGGUUCGAGAUGAAUACCGUACAGAUUACGAUCCUGCUAGAGGUGGUUAUGGAAAAUUAGUUCAGAAGGAACUUGAAGCACAAAGGCAGCUCGUGGAUUACGGUACUGGCUCAUUGGGAGCCUAUCCUCAAGCUGCGCCAUCAAAUUAUGGAAAUGGAAGGCGUGGUGGUGGAAACUAUGGUCAAGGAGGACCAAAUCGCCAUGGAAGAGGAGGAGACUAUCAUCGGAAACGACAAAGAGACGACGAUCGCUAUGGCCGUGAUAACUCAAGAAGAAACACAGAUCAUGAGUCUAGGAGAGACACUGAUCAUGAUAUGAGACCGGAGAAGAACCCACGUUUCCGUGAGAGCGGUGACUCCGAUGAUGAUGGUGAAGAUGAUCGGAAGAGAAGAUCUUAAAACAAACUUAGCAGCUACCAAUGUUCUUGAAGGAUCAAUGUAAUCUUUAGACUGAUGAGUAUGAACUCAGUUUGGGUUUUCUAGAUUUUCAUUACAAACUUUCUUAAGUUGGUUUCAUUCAAAUAUCAAUGUCCUAAUGUAACUUUUGCUCCUUGAUCAACGGAAAUAGGAUAUGAAAUAUCAUUACUAGUCUUUUGGGCCGAAGUAGUCAAA
Arabidopsis lyrata subsp. lyrata is the source of this 1127-nucleotide messenger RNA. RefSeq names its product nuclear cap-binding protein subunit 2. The record is from RefSeq and is a predicted model, not a curated record. Gene Ontology annotation, cellular component: nuclear cap binding complex. NCBI's taxonomy places the organism in Eukaryota, Viridiplantae, Streptophyta, Magnoliopsida, Brassicales, Brassicaceae. The transcript has 9 exons. The coding region runs from base 138 to 914 and encodes 258 amino acids. Gene Ontology annotation, biological process: mRNA cis splicing, via spliceosome. Gene Ontology annotation, molecular function: RNA cap binding.